AUGGCUAUUGAAGAUAGCUUUGAUAUCGUGAACGAUCCUGGUGCAACAACCACCACGGUUCCCAGCGACCCAGCAACGGCGAAGCUUGGCACAGCAUUGCAAGACACCGAGAUUCCAGUCAAGCUGCUUUAUUCGAAAUCAAAAGUCUAUGUGCACCCCUCAACAAAAGUGAGCGACUUUAUCCCUGGCUAUAUCUCGAUUGUCGAAAAGGCACCUCAUGAGUAUUUGAUCGCUUGGACACCUGAAGCACUUAUACUCUCCAAGGAUAUGGAAGCGUUUGUUCAAGUGGAUAACAAUCCUGAGGAGGAAGAAGGUUCGACCGUCAUGAUUCCUUCCUUGAUGGAUAGGCCGCAUGAUCAAUACUCUCUUUAUGCUAUCUCGUCGCCGCUGGAAAAUAUCAAUUCGGUGUUUGUGCGGCCUCCUUGUUUCACCAAAUGGUACGGCAGCGUGGUGCUUAACUUUAAGGAUGGAUCAUCUUCAGCACCCUUAUGGUUCCACGAUGAUGAAAGUCGCAGCACGGUGCUUCAAAAGAAUACACAAGGUGGCAAGUUUAGCGAUGAUCAAGGUACCGAUUGUCAGGUCCGUUGGGGUGGCGAUGAGUUUAUGCACAGGCUAUGUCAGUUGACUCAAGUGACUCGAUCCGAGAAUGAUGCCCAUUUGUAUCUUGUGGGUGAAAGAAAAGCAUCAUCAACAGCAACAACAACAACAACAGCCAAAAAGCAGCAUGCUUAUGAUACUUCAGUAUUCGAUUCGACCCAAAUGGAUCCUUGGAUGGCGACAUGGAAAGAGUUUCGGUGGAAUGCAUUGGAAAAGCUCUCACGAAUCACAAAGUUCUCUCGUGAUGCUGCAGCCGGUGUCUUGAAUCAUCCUGCGUCUCGUCAAUUUACACGCAACCUUCCUCCCCGUUUACAAGAAGCCCUCAACACGGAUGCUGUGCGUGCUACAACAGACGACUAUGACUCGGCACGCAUUUAUCUUGCUAAAUGGGCAGCGGGACUAGCAGCUCGUUCGGAUCAAGAUACGCCUAUCGAGAGACGCUAUCGACAUGUGGGCAUCUGGGGCCAUGGUUGGGAAGAAGAAACUGCCUUGGGUGUCUUUGAAGUGUUGAAUAAUGAAAACGACUUUUCUAUCCCUACUCACACUCGCACGCAACCCAUCUCAGAGGCUGAAUGGCGAUCGUUUUUCGAUGAUCAAGGCAGAUUAUCUGUAGGCGAACCCUAUAUCCGCAAGCGUAUCUUUUGUGGUGGCCUUGAUCCAAGUAUUCGAAGAGAGGCGUGGUUGUUCCUUACAGAUGUCUUCCCAUGGAAUUCGACAGCGGAUGAGCGAGAGCGAUUGGCUGAACAAUACAGACAAUCAUAUCGAGAGCUAAGAAGCAAAUGGUUGGAUGAUCCAGAGGUCAAGGAAAGUGCAAAGUUUCAAGAUCAAAAGCACAGGAUAGACAAAGAUGUCCAUCGAACGGAUCGUACAGUGCCAUUCUAUGCCAAAGAAGAUAUGCCCAAUCCCGAUGUCACCAUGCAUGUCGGCACCAAUGAGAACCUGGAAAAGCUCAAAGAGCUCUUGUGUACAUACAACAUGUACAAUACAGACCUUGGCUAUGUCCAAGGCAUGUCAGACCUUUUGUCUCCACUUUACAUGGUGAUCCAAGAUGAUCUCGUAUUUCAAGCCUUUGUUGGUUUCAUGAACCGUACUAAGUCCAACUUUUAUAUGGAUCAAUCAGGGAUGCAUCGACAAUUGCUGAUAAUGGAUACCCUUUUGCAAUUCAUGGACCCAAGCUUAUACAAGCACUUCCAGCGUGCGGACAGCGACAAUCUCUUUUUCUGCUUCCGAUGGUUCCUUGUAUGGUUUAAGAGAGAGCUUUCAUGGGAUGAUACCUUGACCAUGUGGGAAGUCUUGUGGAGCGACUAUCUUACCGACAAGUUUAUGUUUUUUGUUGCAUUGGCAAUCCUUGAUCAGCAUCGAGACUCCAUCAUCGAUUACCUUCGAUCAUUUGAUGAGAUUAUCAAGUAUAUCAAUGACCUUUCUAUGGGCAUCAAUGUUCAAGAGACGCUUCAAAGAGCAGAGAUCUUGUUUUACCAAUUCAAGCAACGUGUUGAAGCUGUGGAUACAAAACGUGAGCAGCUACAGCAAUCAUUGGAAUCUUCUAGUAAAGAAGCAAAGGAAGAACGUCGUGAUCUGCAAGCACAAUUGAACAAGUUACCUACCGUGAGCGAGAUGUUACGUGAGCUCAUCGCCACUGAAGAGGAAUCCUCUAAUAUCGCCACCAACAGCAAUAGUGAAAAGGAAAAGGUUUAA
This is a messenger RNA of Lichtheimia ornata, 2292 nucleotides long. RefSeq lists its product as uncharacterized. NCBI's taxonomy places the organism in Eukaryota, Fungi, Mucoromycota, Mucoromycetes, Mucorales, Lichtheimiaceae. The record is from RefSeq and is a predicted model, not a curated record. Gene Ontology annotation, biological process: activation of GTPase activity. The transcript is spliced from 14 exons. Bases 1 to 2292 code for a protein of 763 amino acids. Gene Ontology annotation, molecular function: GTPase activator activity.